GAAAUAAUGUGAGAUAUAGUGGUUUAUUAAAACUAAUAUCAGGAUGUGUGUAACGUUACAGGCUGAUUCAUGACCUUAAACUUCAUGUAUUUAUUGUUGAUAUGAGUGGGUCCAUUUAAAGCCUGCUAACGGAGCCUAAUCAUGAGCUCGGGUCGGAGCAGACACCGGACUUGGGACUGGGACAGCCCGCAGUGCCGAGCCCAGCUGGACGAGGUCUUCUUCCGCAGACAUGACUACAUCCAGGCUGGCAGUCAGGACCAUAAAGAGUUCUGGUCUUUCUUUGACCGCUUCCAGAGGUUCAAGACAAAGAGGGACAUGUCUGGAUCUGGAUCCAGCCGAAAAGAAGCCAGAGAACAAGAAGGGAGAGACAAAAGGAAGUCUGGAAAGGUGGAUCUUGAUCUCCCUAAAGACUACGAUGCUCGGUACCGGAUCAAUGUGUCUGUGUGUACCAGGGACAUCGAGGAGCGCAUGGGGAGGUCAGGGAAGGGCUCCUCUGGUCCAGGUCCUCAGGAGACCUCAGACUGCCGCCUGGCUCUGCUGCAUUUUCUGGACUUCAGUCAGAAGCAGAGUUUCGGUAAACUGGCCAAACUGAGACGAGAGCAGAAGAGCCUGCCCAUCUACCAGUACCGCAGCAGGAUUGUGGAUCUGGUGCGGCGCCAUCCUGUGGUGGUCGUGGCAGGGGACACAGGCUGCGGGAAGUCCACCCAGGUCCCCCAGUAUCUCCUAUCUGCUGGGUUUCAUAACAUAGCCUGUACGCAGCCUCGACGCAUCGCCUGUAUAUCCCUAGCAAAGAGGGUCAGCUUUGAGAGUCUCAAUCAGUACGGAUCAAAGGUAGGGUACCAGAUCCGCUUUGAGACCACCCGGACCACAGCCACCAAACUGCUGUUUCUGACUGAGGGGCUGCUGCUGCGGCAGAUUCAGCAGGACACAACGUUGGCUCAGUACAACGUGCUGAUCGUGGAUGAGGUCCAUGAGAGGCACCUCCAUUGUGACUUCCUUCUCGGUGUCCUGCGCUCUCUGCUGGCCAGCCGUCCAGACCUGCGUCUCAUCCUCAUGUCUGCCACCAUCAACAUCAAACUCUUCUCUGAUUAUUUCAACAGCGCCCCCGUGCUGCAGGUACCAGGCAGGCUGUUUCCUAUACAGGUGAUAUAUCAGCCCAUUCCUUCAGAGGAGCAGCCCUCACGUUCAGAGAAGCUGGAUCCCAGACCAUACCUGCGCAUCCUGCAGGGCAUCGACCAGCGUUACCCCCCAGAGGAGCGUGGGGACCUGCUCCUCUUUCUCAGCGGCGUGGCAGAAAUCUCCACCAUCCAAGAGGCCUGUCAGGUUUAUGCCACACACACACGUCGGUGGAUAGUCUUACCACUGCACAGCACCCUCUCAGUGGCCCAGCAGGAUAAGGUGUUUGACACCUCUCCUCCCGGAGUGAGAAAGUGCAUCAUCUCUACAAAUAUUGCUGAGACCUCAGUUACUAUAGACGGAGUACGCUUUGUUGUCGAUUCAGGUAAAGUAAAGGAAAUGAGUUUUGAUCCGAAGGCCAAGAUGCAACGUCUGCAGGAGUUCUGGAUCAGCCGAGCCAGCUCCGAGCAGAGGAAAGGUCGAGCCGGUCGUACAGGUCCAGGAGUUUGUUACCGCCUUUAUGCUGAGUCUGACUACGAUGCCUUCGCACCUUAUCCUGUACCUGAAAUCCACCGGGUCGCUCUGGAUUCACUCAUUCUUCAGAUGAAGAGCAUGCAUCUUGGAGAUCCACUUUCUUUUGUCUUCAUUGAUCCACCUCCAGCUGCUAGUAUCCAGGCUGCAGUUACUUAUCUAAAGGAGCAGGGAGCUCUAGACAGUCGUGGUGAACUGACAUCUAUCGGGAGUUUGCUGGCACAACUGCCUGUAGACGUAGUCAUAGGGAAGAUGCUGGUGUUGGGCUCUUUGUUUAACCUGGUGGAGCCGGUGUUGACGGUGGCAGCGGCUUUUAGUGUUCAGUCACCUUUCCUGCGCAGCUCACAGCAAAAUCCAGACUGUGCAACCGCCUGCCAGCCCCUGCACAGCAACCAGGGAGACCCCUUCACCCUGCUCAACACCUUCAAUGCCUGGGUGGAGGUGAAGGGAGAGAGAGGCGGGGGCUCAAGGAAGUGGUGUCGGAGGAGAGGUUUGGAGGAACAGCGACUUUAUGAGAUGGUCAACCUACGCAGACAGUUCAGGGACCUGUUGAAGAGCCAUGGCCUGAUGGAGCCAGUGUACAGUGCUCCCUCCGGUGGUGACCGUAAGCAGCGCAGGGAGAGGCUGACGGAGAGGAGGAAGCUGCAUCAGCUGAAGAGAGAACAUGAGCAGCUGGAGGGCAGCAGGCGUAAAGUCCUGAGGCUGGAAGAAGGCCAGGAAGGAGAUUUGUCCUCGGGAUCAGACACAGAGGAAGCAGGCAAAGGCAGGAAGGACAAGGCGGGAUCAGGACAGAACAUGGACAUACAGGAGGUGAAGUUCAAGUUGCGUCACAACGUGUCAGAGCUGCAGGAGGCGGUCAGCAUCAGUCAGGACUUACCCUCCCGCCAGCAGGCUCUGCUCAAGCUGCUGCUUUGCCGAGGUCUCUACCCUCAGCUGGCUCUGCCGGACGAACACAACUCCAACCGCAAGGAUUCCGAGCAGGUGUUUCACACAAGGAAUAAGCAGGGAGUGGUGAUCCACCCCACCAGUGUGUUUGCCAGUGACCCAGAGGUGUUACAUGUGCCUGAAGAUGAGACCAGAGAGAUGGGGCCUGAUAGAAGGGACAGCAGCAGACACCAGGUGCUAGCCUUUGUCACUCUGCUGGAGACCAACAAGCCGUAUUUGUCCAACUGUGUACGGGUUCCAGCGCUGCAAGCUCUGCUGCUGGUCGCAAACUCCAUAGACAGUAACGCCGACUGUGCUCGUCUGGUGGUGGAUGGGUGGCUGGAACUGGAGCUGAGGGAAGCAGAGGGGGCCCUGAAGGUGCUUGCCACAGCUCUGACACUCAGGGCUGAGUGGGAGCACCUUCUGCAGGCCCAGCUGAAGCAGAGCCCCGCAGGAGAACCGGAAGUUCAGGGGGUUUCCCGCAGAGUCAUUGAGAAGCUGAGCGAAAACUUGGUCCGUUUCCUGCUCUACACUGAGAUCAGUUACAGCCUGCGGCGACUCACAGCUUUCCAGACCCAGAACCUGUACAUCGGCCCUCGGCCUGAGUCAGAGCUGUCUCAGACCGAAAUUCCAGAUCUAAAACCGCUGUUUCCAGGAGCGGAGGCCAAGCCGGAUCCUAUUAAAGGAGGCCUGCGUGUCACCAGUUUCUUUACCUACAACUGUCUGGCGGACUCAAAGGAUCUCUACAGUGAGUGUUUACGCACUUUCUGGACCUGUCCUAACUGUGACCUCUACAUGCCUCUAACUCCACUGGAGCGCAUGCAGCACGAAGCCUCCUGCAGGCCAGCGGGAGAACAGCAGCAGCUGGACAAAGAUCCAGAAGAUGAAAAGGUCGCCACCUCGUCUUCUGUUUCAAGUCUCACCAGAGUUUAUCACUGUGACGUCUGUAAUGAAGACCUGAACCUCACCUCUACUGAGAUCCUCAAACACAAAAGGCAGCACAUGUAUUCCACCAAAUAACUGACCACAACACCUGAAGGA
Scomber scombrus (Atlantic mackerel) is the source of this 3612-nucleotide messenger RNA. RefSeq names its product DEAH (Asp-Glu-Ala-His) box polypeptide 34 (gene dhx34). Gene Ontology annotation, cellular component: intracellular anatomical structure. Gene Ontology annotation, biological process: nuclear-transcribed mRNA catabolic process, nonsense-mediated decay. Bases 142 to 3591 code for a protein of 1149 amino acids. The transcript is spliced from 16 exons. Lineage: Eukaryota; Metazoa; Chordata; Actinopteri; Scombriformes; Scombridae. The record is from RefSeq and is a predicted model, not a curated record. Gene Ontology annotation, molecular function: RNA binding.